Messenger RNA from Chironomus riparius, 2586 nucleotides. NCBI's taxonomy places the organism in Eukaryota, Metazoa, Arthropoda, Insecta, Diptera, Chironomidae. The record is from the annotation of a GenBank genome assembly.
GUUUGAAAUGAGACUCCAAGCUGUAUAGAAGGUGAAAAGAGAAGAAAAAAAAAAAUAAAAAUCAUUGAAACAAAAGGGCAAAGAAUAGUUGCAUAAAGAGAAAAAUCCUGUUAUAGUUCGACCAAAAGAAAAAUAUCAGUGACCCACUAAAAGCAUAUUCACACAUACUUUAAGUGAUCAAGAGCAAUUAAAAUCCCCCACAAUAAAGCAUUGAAGAGAGGAAAGAAACAAAAAGUGAAACAGAUUCAAAUUCAACUUCUUUGUUGUUGUUUUUUCAUCAGUCGGUUAUCUUAGCUGCUUUUGCUUGCACGCUGACUAUUCCGUUCACUCCACCAAAAAUUUACUCACUAUUCGUUUUUUUGUUGUAUUGACUGCUGUAAGCUCAAUUGCAUUACAGUCGUUGUUGAAGUGUCGAGAGAUUUGUGCUACUUGUAGAAUAAAUUAGACGACGGCUAUUUUUUUCCAACGCUUCACUUUCGAAAGAUAAAACUGCAAGUUAAUUCAAUUAUAAAAAUAGACGUGUGACUGAAUUAUUGAUAAGGAUUCAAAAAUAGAUAUCCAACAAAUCCACACCAAGAAUUAAAAGAAUAAAGUUUAAUUAAAAUGAAUUUAAGAGACAGAGAAGUUUUGGUUUGCUUGAUUGUUAUAUCUUGCAUAGUUCAUGCAACAUCAAGCAAUGUUCAGGAAUUUAGUGAUUUUCAAUUCCUUAGUAAUGUAAUCGAACAAAAAGCAGUAGUUCAAUUGGAUACUAAUUCUAAAACAGAAUCAGCAAAAAAUUUAACAAUUUCGGAUCAACAAGAAGAUAAGGAAAAAAACGAACCUAAUAUAUUUGGCAAGAAAGAUAGUGAAGAAUUAGGAAUGGAUACCGUAACAUUAAUUUGGUAUCUCACAACAUUUACAGCCCUUUUUGGGUUCUUUAUUGUUAUGGCUUGUACCGAAAAUUCAUGUAAUCAAAGGAGAAACCAAAAGCCAGUUGAAACAAGAAACCCAACACCUAGUCCAUGUCCAUCAUAUAAACAUUUUGCACCUCCAACUUAUGCGAGUGUUAUGAAUAAAAUUAAUGAUCCAAAGGUCUUCAUUGUUCCAGUUCAUGAGGGCAGUAACAACUUUUUCACAAAUCCAGCUGAUGUUCAGGUCCACAAUCAAAACAAUUCAGAAUUGAAUAUCAAGAACGAGACAACAAUGACAUUGUCACGAUAAAGUGUCAGUCAAGGAUAGAAAUGAUAAAUGCCAUAAAAUAUUCUUGACAGUCAACGCUUUUCAAUGAACUUGAUGAAAAGCAUAAAAAUAAUCAUAUCAAAUAAGAAGAAAAUUCUUUAAGUUUGAAGAAAUUACCUUAAAUUGAAGGUAUGUAAAGUGGAAUGAGAUUCUCAAUAUUUUGAGGAGAAUAUCUUAAAGUUUAGAAGACAAGCUAAACUACUUCAAGAAAAAUCCAAAGAAAUUUCUAAACAAGUUUUAGAAUUGGACUUAAAAGCUUUGAGAAAAUCAUUCGGAAUAAGAUGAAACCUUAUUCUAAUCCUUUAAAUAAACAGCAGUUAGAUCCAACAAAUACCAAAGAAAGAAAGCCGAACUGACGAAAGCGGAAUUACUGUAAAGCUUCUUAUCACCUCUAUUAUAAUUCCGAUUCUAUUUUUGUUUUGACAACAGCACUGCUGGUUAAAACGCAACAAAAACUAAAGGCGAAACAAAGCAAACGCAGACGUUGAUUAAUGUGGUUCAAGGUCGAAUGGAGUUCUAUUGACGACAUUAAAUUACAUUCAAUCGAUGCAAAGCUGUAAACGAGAAGUAAAUGAAUUUGUGUGAAGAGAUCGAUUGCAAUUAAGUUAAUUGUUAGUUUUUCUUCCUGAUAGCUCAAAAUAAUUGAUCACUAUUGGAAUCGAUUUAUGAAUGUCAGUGAAUAUAAUGGGAAAUUGAGUGAAAAAACUGAUAAGAUGUAGGAAGACAAUUAGGGUGGGAUAUUUUUGUGUGUGUCGUACAACAAUCGGAAAACAAUGAAAAAAUAAUAAAAUUAACAAGAAGUUUGAGGAAUCACGUAGAUAAGAUUUGAAGAUUGUGAUAGCGGAAUUGAUAUUGGAAAUUUAAGAAACGUGACAUUGAUUCUAAUGUGAAGUUUGUGUUAAUGUUGUGAAAAUUUAAGUCGCUUCUCUUUGUUGAUUGUCUGAUUCGAAAUUUAGAUUAAGUAUGAAUAAAUUUGGCAAAAAGAUGUGACAACCUCUAAUCCACAAAAUUCAAUUAUAAGAUGUUAUCAUUUCUGUAUAGCAUUUAGGAUGAAAUGUUUCAUGUUUGACAAUCACUCGAGAACAAUAAGUUAUCAUUAGAGCAGCCCCUUUAUUUGUCAUUCCUAUUUAAAUUGUUCUGUCAAUAACUGAUAAUUUAAUUUAAUGCCGUGAUUUUCAUAAAAGUUUUAAACAAUCAAAUAUGUUGAACAUCCAGUGAGUGAAAAAUUCAGGAAACGUCAACAUUUGAAAAUGUAGGUCAUUUCCCAGGUUAUAUCAUUAAAAUAACAAAAGAUAGUUGCAUACGCUGUAAUCAAAUUAUAUACAGUACUUGAUAAUAAUUGUUAAAUGAGCUGGCAAUACUGCACAC